Phascolarctos cinereus (koala) is the source of this 2064-nucleotide messenger RNA. RefSeq names its product ranBP2-like and GRIP domain-containing protein 3. NCBI's taxonomy places the organism in Eukaryota, Metazoa, Chordata, Mammalia, Diprotodontia, Phascolarctidae. The record is from RefSeq and is a predicted model, not a curated record.
GAGCAGCUUUUAGACUGUAAAGGUGAAGAUGGAUGGAAUCAGCUUUUUGACUUGAUUCAGUCAGAGCUCUAUGCGAGACCUGAUGAUGUAUAUGUGAACAUCCGACUAGUAGAGCUGUACAGGUCAAAUAAGAGACUGAAGGAUGCUGUGGCCCACUGCUGUGAGGCAGAGAGAAAUCUAGCCUUGAGAACAAGCUUGGAAUGGUAUUCAUGUGUUGUGCGAACACUUAAGGAAUAUCUGGAAUCGUUACAGUGUUUGGAGGCCAAUAAAAGCAACUGGCGAGCAACCAAUAAAGACUUACUUCUGGCCUAUGCCAAUCUUAUGCUUCUUACGCUUUCUACUAGAGAUGUACAGGAAAGUAGAGAAUUACUGGAACGUUUUGAUGAUGCACUUCAGUCUGUGAAAUCUUUUAUGAGUGGGAAUGAUGAGCUAUCAGUUACUUUCCUUGAAAUGAAAGGUCACUUCUACAUGCAUGCUGGUACUCUGCUUUUGAAAAUGGCUCAGCACAGUGAGAUACAAUGGAGAGCUUUAUCAGAAUUGGCAGCCUUAUGCUAUCUCAUAGCAUUUCAGGUUCCAAGACCAAGGACUAAAUUAAUGAAAGGAGAAAAUGCUGGACAAAAUUUGUUGGAAAUGAUGGCUUAUGAUCGUCUGAGCCAGACUGGACAUAUGCUGCUAAAUUUGAGUCAUGGCAAGCAGGACUUCUUAAAAGAGGUUGUGGAAUCAUUUGCCAAUAAGAGUGGACAGUCUGCUUUAUAUGAUGCCUUGUUCGAUAGUCAGUCACCAAAAGAUAAAUCAUUCUUGGGUAGUGAUGAUAUCAGAAAUGUUAACAUACAAACCCCAGAACCUGAAGAACUGGCUAGAUAUGAUAUUGGGGCUGUUCGAGCACACAGUGGUAGCCUUCAGCACCUCACUUGGCUUGGGUUACAGUGGAGUUCAUUGUCUACCUUACCUGCAAUCCAAAAAUGGCUAAAACAGCUUUUUCAUCAUUUGCCACAAGAAACCUCAAGACUUGAAACUAAUGCUCCUGAGUCUAUUUGUUUAUUAGAUCUUGAAGUAUUUCUACUUGGAGUGAUAUUUACCAGCCACUUACAAUUACAAGAGAAAUCCAAUUUUCACUAUGAUUCACAUCAACCUCCAUGCUUGCCGCUACCUGUGUGCAAACAGCUUUGUACAGACCGACAAAAAUCCUGGUGGGAUGCAGCUUAUAAUCUUAUUCACAGAAAAGCCAAAGCUGGAACCUCUGCAAAGUUGCGCCUUCUAGUUCAGCAUGAAAUAAACACACUAAGGGGUCAAGGCAAACAUGGUCUUCAGCCUGCUAUGCUUGUACAUUGGGCAAAAAGUCUUCAGAAAACAGGCAGUGGACUUAAAUCUUUUUAUGAUCAGCGGGAAUACAUAGGAAGAAGUGUUCAUUACUGGAAGAAGGUUUUGCCAUUAUUGAAGACAAUUAAAAAAAAGAGCAAUAUUCCUGAACCCAUCGAUCCUCUCUUUAAACAUUUUCAUAGUGCAGAUAUUCAGGCAUCUGAAGUUGGGGAAUAUGAGGAAGAAGCACACAUAACAUUUGCUAUGUUGGAUGCAGUUGAUGGGAAAACUGAAGAUGCCAUGUCAGCAUUUGAAGCAAUAAAAAAUGUUGUUUCCUAUUGGAAUCUUGCCCUGAUUUUUCAUAGGAAAGCAGAAGACAUUGAGAAUGAUGCCCUUUCCCCAGAAGAACGAGAAGAAUGCAAAAACUACUUGAGGAAAACUAGAGACUACUUAAUAAAAAUUUCAGAUGAAAGUUGCACAGAUCCUGCUGUAGCUAAAAAGCUUCCAGUUCCUUUGGAGUCUGUAAAAGAGAUGCUUAAUUCAGUAAUGCAAGAACUUGAAGAAUAUAGUGAAGGAGGACCUCAUUGUAAAAAUGGUUCGCCCCGAAAUAUAGAUUCUGAUAUAAAACAUUCUAUACCAUCUCCAACCAAAUUUUCUUUAUCACCAAGUAAAAGUUACAAGUUUUCUCCUAAAACUCCUCCUCGAUGGGCAGAAGAUCAAAAUUCUUUAUUGAAAAUGAUCUGCCAACAAGUAGAAGCCAUUAAG